UAAAAUAAUAUAAAUUGGUAAAAAAGUAGGCUGCAACGUUUUCCGUUUCUUUCUCUUUUUUUUUAAAAGGCAUAUUUUAUUUGACUUAAAUUCCCUAAAUAUGAUUUGUCUUCUCUGACUAGAAACGGAACCUUUAUAUUUUAUUAUAGAGGAACAGUUCCCACCCGGCGGUAAAUAAUGUGACACAGAGUGUUUCCGCCAUGCUUGUUUUCGGAGAAACGUGAGAAACGGUGCUUCCUCUGAGUUGUUCUUCUUUUGGCUCAAGUUGAAAACUAUUAUAUUAUACUAAUCCUUAUAUUAAAACAGUUAAUUAUAACUUUAACGUGUAUUCUAGAGUUAAGUCCAAAAGUGCGACAGACGGGCUGUUUAAUCCUUAAUUUGUGGACAAAUCGCCCCCCACCCCCCAUGGAGGGUCUGGAGGAGAAGCUAAAGGGGCUGUCCAUCGCCCGGCGGUCCCGCCCCGCGGAGCCCACCUACCUGCUGGACGUGGCCCUGCAGCCGGCCGGCCCGCUGGCCGUGUGCUGCUCCAACCUGUCCGUCCGCCUCCACGACAGGGACACCCUGAGCCUGGUGGGCGAGUACCGGGGCCACGGGGGGCCGCUGUGCGGGGUCGUCUUCUCCCACGCCUCCCCCGGCUUCCUCUACUCGGGCUCCGCCGACGGGACAAUCCGCGGGUGGGACGUGCGGCGCCCCGGGUCGGACGCGGCGCAGGUGUUUAAAGGCGACGCGUCUCACAGCUACUGCAGCUUCGACCUGAGCUGCGGCGACACGUUGCUGUGCGCCGGCACCGAGCAGGUGGACGGCGAGGACAGCUUCCUGGUGUUCUGGGACGUCAGGAAGCCCGGCGGCGGGCUCCUCGGGGUGUACUCGGAGUCGCACAGCGACGACAUCACGCAGGUGCGCUUCCACCCUCGAGAUAACGACCGGCUGGCGUCCAGCUCCACGGACGGCCUGGUGAACGUGUUCGACCUGAGCUGCGGGGCGGAGGAGGAGGCGCUGCUCGCCACCUUCAACGGCGACUCGUCCGCCAGCUCCGUCUGCUGGUCCGGACCCGACUACACGCAGCUGCUGUGCCUCAGCCACGACGAGGGGCUGCACCUGUGGGACCUGAGCCAGCUGGACACGGACAAGCCCCUCACCGUCUUCAGCACCCCGGACGCUCGCGGUCUGCCGCUGACGGCCGGCGGCGGCGGCGUGGACUACCUGGUGGGCGGCAGGUGGCUGGAGGAGGCCCAGAGGCUGCUGGUGGUCGGGGGGGAGAACGGAGGCGACCUCCACCUGAUGGAGUGCGACGGCGGCGGGCUCCGCCUGCUGAGGACCCUCGAGGGAGGCCACGCCUCCACGGUGCGCUGCUUCCUGUGGGACGCUGCGAGGGAGGUCUUGGUCACGGGCGGCGAGGACUCUCAGCUGCUGCUGUGGAAACCGGGAGGGGAGGAGCUAACGUCGGGGAAAAGGGAGACCAUGAAGAGCGAGGCACCUUCGAGGCUCAAAUCCAGACCGCAUAAAAAACAUGGCUACGCAAAACACUGAACCGCACUAACGGAGAAAACAUUCACACUUAUUUUCUAGUCUUACACAUCAACAAAUAUUGUGUCUUUCCUCUGAAUAUUCAAUAUUCACCUCAGACUGUUUUAUAAGAAGUGGGCGGAGUCGUUGUGAUGUCACCCGUUGGUUAGUGGUCUGAUGUUUCGGAGCUUCAAAUUCAGCAUUUCAGUCGUCGCCAUCUUGGUUUCUUUGCAACCGGUGAACAGGAAGUGACAUCAGGACUGAGGAGGAGUGAGACGUCUGUGAUUUCUCUGAUUCUCUAUUUAUUACCUGAAUCAGAAGAAAAAACUAGCGCCGUCCUUUUUUAAAAUGUGAUUGAACGUACGCAUAACGUGACCUUUACCUUAAUCGCCACGUGAUGAGGACACAUUAUUCAGAUCAUCUGACGUGUGUCUUCAUUCCACACUGCAUACUAACAAAAACAGGUUUCAAGUAUUUAAAGUAUGUUCACGCUGGAAAAAAACAAAUAAAUACGGUCCAUUGAUGUAAGGUUGCAGUUGAAUGAACUUCAAAGAGCGUUUAGGACUUUUAAGUUACCUUGAAUAUUCAACAUUAAAGGUGAAACGCAUCUUGUUGCAUUUAUUUAGUCCAUUGAAGGUCGAAGUUCACGCUGGAAACAAAACUCUAAAUUCCUGAGAUGUUUGAGUGAAGCGGCGAGCGGCAAAGAAAAAUGAAACAUGCUGUGAAUCUCACUAUGAAAUUGGGACGCAGCUCUGAUUUUCAUUUUUUAAUUAUUAUUAUGAUUCCCUGGUUGUAAAGUUCCCCCUUUUUUUUAAAGCUGCUGCAGGCCGACGGGUCAUUGGAGUCACCGGAGCCGCCCGGCUCAGCAGGAUCCAGACCUCACAUAGCAAAGAGUGGAAUAACAUGAUUGGCAGAGCGAGUGUGUGCAUCCGUGUUUCUGUACGACACUGGAGAAAUCCUGCAGUGGUGAAAUAAAAAGACUUUAUAUAAUCAAAUUACAGACACAUUAAAAGUUGUUCAAUUACUCUU
Molecule: messenger RNA, 2535 nt
Organism: Pseudoliparis swirei
Lineage: Eukaryota; Metazoa; Chordata; Actinopteri; Perciformes; Liparidae
Gene: wdr89
Product: WD repeat domain 89
Exons: 2
Coding region: 406-1530 (374 amino acids)
Molecular function (GO): protein binding
Source: RefSeq, a predicted model, not a curated record